This is a messenger RNA of Tigriopus californicus, 2598 nucleotides long. RefSeq lists its product as uncharacterized. The transcript is spliced from 2 exons. NCBI's taxonomy places the organism in Eukaryota, Metazoa, Arthropoda, Copepoda, Harpacticoida, Harpacticidae. Bases 180 to 2450 code for a protein of 756 amino acids. The record is from RefSeq and is a predicted model, not a curated record. Gene Ontology annotation, cellular component: nucleus.
CGUCACCCUGCCGAAUCUGUGAUUUGCUCCAUCCAUCACAACGUAAACAAGAGUCGGAUCGGCUGAGACCAGUUCUGGCUGAGAUCAUCAUUCAUCAUUCAUCAAAUAUGAAUGGCCCACAAUCUCCCGUCAAGUAACAAGCCAAUGAAGCCAUCAUAAACGUCACGUCACUGCCAAUCAUGGUUCCGUACAACUUCUUCCAGGACAUCUUGGAGGACUACCGACAUAACCGCUACUGUGAUCUGUCCUUGGUGGGCUCAUCAUCAUCAUCAUCAUCACCCGCUACACAUUCUCGGAUUGAACCCAUUCAAUGUCACAAAUUGGUCAUGUGCUCCCUCAUCCACACCUGGCAGGCCUUCAUCCAAGAGGACACGGAUCGGGUGACCUUGCCGGAUUUCGACCAUGAUCGCCUCCAGCAGUUUGUGGAUGGUAUAUACCGGGCUUUGGCCAGUACGACCGACCUUUCAUGGCGGGACUUGGAUCCGGAUAUGGCUGCUUUUCUCCACAUUGACCCAUCCGUACUGGAAGCCCCCGCCUUCCCCGCGGAUUUGCCCUAUCUCAAAGUGGAUGACGAUACGGAUUUGAUGGGAAAAUGGGACAGUGAGGGUGAGAUGGACACCAAAGACAUCUGUGAAGAGGCCAUUAACAUCUUUAACGAGGCGGAAGAGCGAGAUAUCCCGGUUUGGAGUGCCCAUGAAGUCUCCUUAGAGGCCGAUUCCGCGAGUGAAGAGGCCACGGACGACUCUGAAUUUGAACUGCCCGGGCGAAAAGCGGUCAAACGGAGGUCUUGUUCCAUGGAACCCGCCAAUGAGACGAGUCGGAAGAUCAAACGAAGAGCCUCAUCCCGACCGGGUCGGGCAUUGGCCAAGAAUUCGAUUCUGUUUCAAGAGCAGAGGUCGGAGAAUUCCAUCGAUGAUGAGGCCAUUCGGACCAUGAUCAAGACCAAGAGUAGUGGCGAUCUGUGGGUGGACAUGACCACGUCAUCGAUCAAGCUGAUUACCAAGAAGAGGAUCGAGCGGCCUUUGACCAAGCACUCGGACGCGUUUUUCGCCCUCAUUGGCGUGCAGCAGACUGAGGGUGAGAUUUGGGGCCAAUCUUUGGGUUGGACCACGGAUGUAGCCGAGGAGGUCGAGCAGACCUUCGAGGACACGUUGAGUGCUUUUCAAGCUGUUUUUGGACUCACCCGAGCGUCUCUUCGGGGCGCGUUUUGUUUCCGAGACAAUGGCCGGCUCAAGACGAAGCACCAAUUUCGCUUCUUGUACGAGAAAUAUGUCCAUCAAUAUACGCGAGAUGAGCUGGAGAACGAGUUGAACCAACCCGCCCUGAUAUCCGCUUUUGAAACGCCCACACCCACUUGGAAGGCGGUCUCUUUGCCUCUCAAGAACUAUGCCAUCCACAUGAAGAGUGAGCUGACCCAUUUUGAUGACAUCGUUCUCGUGGGUGUCUACAAACACGGGAUCGAAAUCCGGAAACUCAUCCAACGAGAAGGCAUCGAUUCCAUGGGCACGUCUUGCGCUCGUCUGUUGACCAUGGUCUGGGUGGGAGGCAGUGAUAAAGCCAAAUUCGCCGAGAGUCAAGAGAUCUGCAAUGCUUACGAAGAGAACCAGGCGUUUCUGUACGCCCGGAACAAGAUCCGGAAGUUGUUGGCCACCAACGACGAGUUCCCCCGACCCAAACCGGCCAUCACUUGUGACGUGUGUGGCAAGUUAUUCAAGGAAGGCUCCUUCAGAUCGACCAUUCAAAGUCACAUGACGCGGCACAAGAUCGAGCAGUUCAAAUGCAACUGCGACGUCAAAUUCGACUCGUACGUCGAGAAACGGAAACAUUAUCUAAGUCAUCAUAGUCGCAUGUCUCAACUGAGGAGACCCAUCGAGCCCAAGAAAAAGGCUCCAACCUACAAGUUCGUUCCCAAGCCCCAUGUGUGUGACAUUUGCGGUACCAUACUGGGUUCCAAAGGCGCCAUGCAGCGACACGUGCGUCGGAAUCACAUCCAUUGCAGGCAUUGCAACAAGGAAUACGCCUCUGGGAUUGCGUACGUGGCUCAUUGGAAGAAGCUCCAUCCCGACUUGGUGAGAGAGAUACCCAAGUCUUGGGUGGCGUGCGACGAUUGUGAUGCUAUUUUCUACUACAAGUCCAAGUACCUGAUCCAUUGGCGAACGGUUCAUGGGUCAGACGAGGUUCGGCAGUUCAAAUGCGGCGUGUGCACCAAAUCCUUUGACCUGAGGCCUCACCUGAAGGCCCACGUGCUGAAUAUGCACAUCAAGAGCCGACCUUACAAGUGUCGAAGCGAUGGAUGCGAGUCGACCUUCAAUUCCGUGGCCAAUCUCUACGCCCAUGAGAAGAAGAUCCAUGGCGAGGCUUUCGGGUCCAGCAUUUCUCUCGACCUCGUUGUGUCUGAUCAGCAACUACUGGAUUUGGGAUGUCAAUUGGGACGCCAAGUCCGGGUCUGAUCCUUAAAAGGCUUAUAUUUGUAGUGGGUUUUAUUUUUUGCACUCAUGUCAGUGAGGAAGUCACCUCCUUUUGUAUUUGUUAAUGAUUCAAUGUGACAAUUGUUAUUCAAUUCGAUAAUAAAUGAGUGUGAGUCAUUGUUAAAAGAGA